Molecule: messenger RNA, 691 nt
Organism: Setaria italica (foxtail millet)
Lineage: Eukaryota; Viridiplantae; Streptophyta; Magnoliopsida; Poales; Poaceae
Exons: 1
Coding region: 107-415 (102 amino acids)
Source: RefSeq, a predicted model, not a curated record
ACCCGACCAAACCCAACUCCCCCGACCGAGACCCAAGCACCAGACCAAACACGAACCAUUUCCCACCAACCCCUCUCCGCCUCACGCGCCGGCGAUCCGCACGCUGAUGGAGGGUCUCAUCCCGCUGCUCUACAAGGCGAUCAAGGACCGGCGGAGCAACGUCGCCGGUGGCGCCCCCUCCGCUGCCUCCGCGCCCGUGGACCUCGAGGACCCGGAGCAGAGGCGGCGGUGGCUGCAGCAGGAGCUGCGGUCCCCGGUCCACGCGGCGUCGGCGGAGGGCCCGCUGCUGCACCGGCGGAACCUGUCUCUGGAGGAGCUGGCGGGCGAGGUGGGGCUCUCGCACGACCGGCGGCUGCGCGUGCCGCUGCCCAAGGCCCGGAGCGUCCGCGCCUUCGCCUGCAUCGGCGCUGCCUGAUGACGCCGCCGCGCGCGCGCGCGUAGGCGUAGGUGUACGUUAGGCUCCGUUCGUGAGACAGUACAGUCAGCGAGUUCCUCAAGUUGUACAAGGUAUAUAGAUGUGGCCGUAUGUGUUGAGAACUCGAGAUUGUAUACAAAGUUACGAAUUAUUGCUUGCCUUUUCUUUUGGUUUGAUCACGUUUAUGAGAGCCAGCGCCCAGAAGUGGUGAUCUUGUUUGUGAUUCUUCCCGGUUGUUUGAGUAGUUGUUAUGGAUGCGGAGUUUUAUUUGUCUCA